This is a messenger RNA of Phoenix dactylifera (date palm), 1087 nucleotides long. RefSeq lists its product as uncharacterized. The record is from RefSeq and is a predicted model, not a curated record. Lineage: Eukaryota; Viridiplantae; Streptophyta; Magnoliopsida; Arecales; Arecaceae. Gene Ontology annotation, biological process: endoplasmic reticulum to Golgi vesicle-mediated transport. Gene Ontology annotation, cellular component: TRAPP complex.
UACUCAAAAGUCAAAACCGGCGAACCUUCCAAGUCCCAACGUUAAGAGGCAGUGAUGCUUUUGCAAGCGGCGACGUGGAGUGUUGCAAUAUCACCCAAUUGGGCCAUCCAACCCUCCGGGGAGUGCCAUUACCCGCCAAAUUUCUGAUGCCUUGCAUAAAAAUAGUAUGCGUACCCAUCCGAUCCGGCCGUUAAUGUGUACACGGAGCUAACCCACGGACGGCAGAUCUUACGUCCUCAUAAAGUUUCUAUGAGUAGCUAUAAAUUUGGUGCUCUCGGAUAUCGGGAGCAAUUGGGAAGCGGGAUCGAGAGCGGGAAUCGAAGUCUUUCCUUCCCUUAUCUCAGGUUUUUUUACCCUUCGAUCCGGGGGAAGAUUCCUCCCGUAAAAUCUUUCUUCGACAAUAGAACGAAAUUUGGAUCUCGUCUUCGCAAUGGCGGCGAUCUACAGUCUCUUCAUCAUUAACAAAUCCGGCGGUCUCAUAUUCUACAAGGAUUAUGGAUCGGCGGGGCGGAUGGACACGAACGAUAGCUUGAGGCUGGCGAGCUUGUGGCACUCGAUGCAUGCGAUCUCGCAGCAGCUAUCACCCACCACCGGAUGCAGCGGGAUCGAGCUCCUCCAGGCCGACACCUUCGAUCUCCACUGCUUCCAAUCCCUUACUGUAAGCCAAACAACACAAAGAAAAGGCAAAAAGCAAUAUGGUACAAAAAUUUUUGUUGUUUGCGAACCUAGCACACUACACAUGGAAGGUCUGCUAAAAGUUAUCUAUGAGUUGUAUACGGAUUAUGUUCUGAAGAACCCUUUCUAUGAAAUGGAGAUGCCAAUCCGUUGUGAACUUUUUGAUGUGAACCUUUCUCAAGCAAUCCAGAAAGACCGUGUUCCCCUGUUGGGGCGUUGAAAAAGAAGUCCCAACUUUAAUCUUUUACUUGUUCGUUUCCCAAACUCGAUCGAGUUUGUUAAUGUGGAUAAUUGUAUUGUCAAUCAAUAUGAAUGAACCUAAGCACUUUUUGUUGUUGUGGAUAAUUGAGUUUGUUAAUGUGGAUAAUUUUCGAAAUGUUCAAGAUUUGGAUCAGUUAAUUAUUUUUAAUCC